Molecule: messenger RNA, 2231 nt
Organism: Drosophila busckii
Lineage: Eukaryota; Metazoa; Arthropoda; Insecta; Diptera; Drosophilidae
Gene: mbl
Product: mastermind-like domain-containing protein 1
Molecular function (GO): metal ion binding
Source: RefSeq, a predicted model, not a curated record
UCAACGAUGGCCAAUGUUGUUAGUAUGAAUAGCCUGCUCAAUGGCAAGGAUUCGCGCUGGUUGCAGCUGGAGGUUUGCCGUGAGUUUCAGCGGAACAAAUGCUCACGCCAGGAUACCGAGUGCAAGUUUGCCCAUCCGCCGGCCAAUGUUGAGGUGCAGAACGGCAAGGUCACUGCUUGUUAUGACAGCAUUAAGGGUCGCUGUAAUCGUGAUAAACCGCCGUGCAAAUACUUUCAUCCACCACAGCAUCUGAAGGAUCAGCUAUUGAUAAACGGCCGCAAUCAUUUGGCCCUCAAGAAUGCACUAAUGCAACAAAUGGGCAUCGCGCCUGGCCAGCCGGUCAUCUCCGGCCAAGUGCCAACUGCUGCUACAAGUCCUUACUUGACUGGCCUACCCACCCAGCUCCUUCCUUACUAUGCAACCGGACACUUAGUGCCUACCACUUUGCUGGGACCCGAUCCAACGGCCGUUGCCUCACAGAUGGGCACGGUGGUGCCACAGACUGUCCAAGUGGCACAACAGAAAAUUCCACGCUCCGACAGAUUAGAGACAUCACCACUUACGGCACACCAACAACAACAACAGCAACAAAUGCAGCACAACAACAACACCAUCCCAACGGCUGGUGGCGUCGGCAUCGGCGCUGCUGGCGGCGCAUCAACAACACCAACUUCAACAACAACAACAACAGCUACAAAUCACAGCAGCAAUGCUGCCGCUGCUGCUGCUGCUGUCGCCGCCGCUACUCUAAUGAGCCAUCAUCAUCAGCAUACACUGGAAGUGGGCAAGAAGCGUUCAGCGGAUCCUGAAAUGUUUCCACUGCAAUUCUCUGGCAUGGUACCGUUCAAACGUCCAGCUGCCGAAAAGUCUGGAAUUCCAGUUUAUCAACCCGGUGCGACAACCUAUCAACAAUUAAUGCAGCCCUAUGUGCCAGUCUCAUCACAAACUAAAAUGCCACCACUUAAUGCUUCCUGUGUUAUCUAUACCGAUGCCAGCGGCCAGUUACUGGACACCCUCCCGGUGUGCCAAGAUUUUAAUAGAUCUAUGUGCAGUCGGUUAAAUUGUAGAUUCGUUCAUUUAACUGAAGAUGAUAAGGUCGAGGUGAUUGAUCAACGUGUUGCUGUCUGUCGCGAUCACGCCAACAGCCAAUGUCGUCGCAAGCAAUGCAAAUACUAUCACAUACCCAUUGUCUUGCCGCCGGCCAAUAUAAUGGCUGCCAUGAUCAGCAAUCCCAAUGAGCAGCAGGCGGCUGCCGUCACUAUGGUGGCUACACCAACAACAACACCAACAGUAGUUGCUGCUGCUGCUGGCUACGCCAACAACAACAACAACAACAACAACAAUAAUCUGAUCAUCAUUGAGCCGCAACAGCAGCAGCAGCAGCAACAACAGUACACUUAUCACAACAGCAACACCAAUUACUACACCAACAAAGCUGCCAGCAACAUGUAUCAACAACAGCAGCAGCAGCAGCAACACAUCACUUAUCACUGCAGCUCGCCCUACUCACCCUCGUCGGCCUCUUCGUCGUCCUCCUGCUCCAUAGCCACAUCGCCCACACUUUCGACAGCCACUACGCUCUCCACCACCUCGACAGCCACAAUGCCCACACCACAGCAACAGUACGCAGCAGCACCAACAGCUUUUCUCAAGGCGCCAGCCUACUACACCACCCACGAUGCCACGCCCACUCUGGUGCUGAGCAGCGAUUACAAUUCGAAUUGCAUACCGCUGCAGGCAGCCCCGUUUAUCUCGCUGCCACAGCAACAUGUGCUGAAGUAUCCGCAGCAGCAGCAGCACCAGCAACAGCAGCAACAGUUGCAGCUGCACCAUCAGCAACAUGCCUAUGUGGGUCAUUAUCCGGUGGUGGCCACCACAGUGGCUGCUCUCCCAGCCAACACAAUCACCGUUACGCCGGCCACAAUAGCCGCCAACUCAUCCGCCUGCAUCUAAGUCAGUCAGUCAGUCAGUCAGUCAAUCUCAACAACAAUUUGGAACCUUUUUGCAUCAAAGCUUCGAUAUGAACUAUUUACAAAACGCCGGGCGGGGGGCUUCACAUAAUGAUUCAGACAUUGAGUAAAAUCUACAGAACUUUUUCGUACGUAUAGCAAGACUUAAGCGUAAGUGUGUUGUAAGCAUCAAAUUUACACAUAAUUGUGAAAUAACGAGUGACAACUCUACAAUAUUAGAUAACAAAAAAAAACAUUCAAGAAAAUUAACAAAAAAAAAAA